Messenger RNA from Cyprinus carpio (common carp), 4388 nucleotides. Its product is annotated as transient receptor potential cation channel subfamily A member 1-like. Lineage: Eukaryota; Metazoa; Chordata; Actinopteri; Cypriniformes; Cyprinidae. Gene Ontology annotation, molecular function: protein binding; monoatomic ion channel activity. Gene Ontology annotation, cellular component: membrane. Gene Ontology annotation, biological process: monoatomic ion transport; transmembrane transport. The coding region runs from base 989 to 4354 and encodes 1121 amino acids. The transcript has 27 exons. The record is from RefSeq and is a predicted model, not a curated record.
UUUGUGCUAUGAAAUUGAAGACAAAAUCUAUUGUCUAGUGUCUCUAAGUAAAGCAAACAUCUACAUGUUACUAAACAUCACAUGCUAAUAAUUAGUUUAGACAUGAGCUGUUUGCUUUAUCAACAAAAGUAAUCCUCACAUGAUUUGGUGGUUCUGCUCCAAAUUACAUGAUUGCAAUGACUGUAAGUCUAUUAUGGAUUUAACCACAUGCUACUUAGUUUAGUUUUUUGUCAUAUUUUGUAUGGAGAUACAACAAUACUUUAAAACUUUGCUAUUGCCAGGCUUCAGUUGUACUGCUCAUAAAUAAUGAUCUUCAUGAGCAGUAAUGACCCAUGAACAUAAUCAGGGGUCUAUGCCUCUGUAGUACUCACAGGAAAUGAUCGUAGACCUAAAAUGGACCACUCUGAUGGUAAUAUGUAACCUUUCAACUCCUAAAUCCUUCAUUGAUAUUUACAAAUCUCCCAAGUAAUGCUUUAUUUAUUGAAUUACCUGAGAAAAAAGAUGGAUGAUGUCAAUAAAAUACAAUUAACAUGAAUUAAACAGAAUCACAAUUAUAUCAUUUCAUACAUAAAACCUCAUAAUGUAAUGUAGCUUGUGGAACUUGAUUCUCAGAAUCCAUAAACUUACAUAUUUGCUCUUUUCUAAGUGCACCCGUAAGUCUCAUUAGGAACGAGCUGGCUGCAUCAGAAAAAUAGCAAAGGCUCUAUUGCACUCUCUCUCUUAGUAAAGCAGUGUAAUCUGAUAACCAGGACACAUCUAACCACACUAUAAAAACCCACUCACUGAUAGCAAAAAAGCCGCACACAAGCCAAUACAUAGGAGAUUCCAAAUGGGUAAGAAUGGGCCUCUUAAACUUUUUCUUCUCUUGUUUGUGUGUUGUUUAUCUGAUGCUCUGAUCUGUUGAAACUUGUAUUUUGGAAAAGUUAAUAUCAUGGGACGUAACAAUAAAUGACAUUUUCUCUUGUUUUUCAUAUAGUUUACUUGCAGGAUGACUAAAGAAUGUGCAGAAAUGACAAACAUCUCCAAAACUGAGUCAAAAUCUAGACAACAGUCAUACGACAGUGCAAUGGAUGGAGACGAGAGCAACCAGAUAUCUGCAAACGUAUUUGAGUGGACUAAGCAAGGAAAUGUAGUCGCUCUGGAGAAGCACACCAGGUACCUGGACAUACGUGACAACAUCGGUGCCAGCCCAAUGCACUACGCUGCAUCCAUGGGACACUUUCGCAUCAUCAGACUAAUAGUGCAGAUCACUGGACAACAAGAGCUCAGUGCCAGGGAUGAGGAGGGGAAUACACCUCUUCACUGGGCUGUGCAGAAGGACCAGCCAGGAAGCUGCUCUGUGCUUCUGACUCUGGGAGCAGAUCCUAACAUCCUAAACAACAGCCAGCAGUCACCGCUACAUAUGGCAGUCAGCAUGGGUAAAAAUUUUGUGUUAGAGCAACUUGUCUCGCAUAAACAAACUGACGUGAACCUGGAAGGGGACUUGGGAAACACCCCUGUCAUUUUAGCUGCUUCUUUGGACAACCAUGAGGCUCUGGUCAUACUGUACAAACAUGGUGCAAAGUUCUGCCGUCAGAACAAGCUAGGUCAUUUUGCAAUUCAUGCUGCUGCUUUUGCUGGAGCUAAGAAAUCAUUGGAGGUCAUUCUUCUGAAAGGAGAAGAAGUUGGUCUGUCGAUUGACACCCAUAUAAACUAUGUGGAUAAAUCUUGCAGUAGUCCACUUCACCUGGCAGUACGUGGAGGAAAUCUUGACAUCAUUAAACUCUGCAUUGCAUAUGGAGCGAAAAUUGAACAGCAGCAGUGUGAUAAAUCCACUGCUCUCCACUUUGCAUGUAGUCAAGGUGCCAUUGAGGUUGUUAAAGUCAUGCUCACGGCUUACCAUAAAGUGUGUGACCUUAUCAACAUCACGGAUGGGGCCAACCAGACACCUCUACAUAAAGCAGCGAUUUUUGAUCAUUUUGAACUCUCUGAGUACCUUAUAUCACAGGGUGCUGACAUUGAUUUUGUUGACUGCAAAGGCCAUUCUCCACUUCUUCUGGCAACGAGUUGUGGAGCAUGGAGAACUGUCAGUCUGCUCCUCUCCCAUGGAGCUGAUCUGAAGAAAAAAGACAAAUCUGGAUGCAACUUCUUGCAUCUGGCCAUCUUGCAGCCCAGGGGUCUGAAAAACCUGCCCACAGAGGUACUGCAGCACGAGAGUGUGAGAGAGCUUCUCAAUGAUGAGGAUACUGAGGGCUGUACUCCUCUCCAUUACGCCUGUAGACUGGGAAUACCAGAGUCUGUGAAGAACAUGCUGGGAUUGGAGGUCUCGCUGGACCAAAAGUCCAAACAGAAGAAAUCUGCACUUCAUUUUGCGGCCGAAUAUGGGAGGAUCAACACAUGCCACAGGCUUUUGGAGAUGGUGACUGACACCAGAAUGCUGAAUGAGGGGGAUGAGAAAGGACUUACUCCACUGCAUCUGGCUUCUCGUGGAGGUCACGUUAAAGUAGUCGAGCUUCUCCUACGCAAGGGGGCGCUGUUUCACAGUGACUAUAGAGGAUGGUCAUGCCUUCAUCAUGCUGCAUCUGAAGGAUACACACAGACCAUGGACACUUUGCUGACAUCUAACAUCAAACUUUUAAACAAAACUGAUGGAGAUGGGAACACAGCUUUGCAUCUGGCUGCUAGAGCAGGUCAUGUGGCAGCAGUAAGACUGCUGUUAUACAGAGGGGCCAAGAUCAUCCUCAACAAGAAUGAUGCCUCUUUCUUGCAUGAGGCCGUACAUAACGGGAGGAAGGAGGUCACCAACACUGUAAUCGAGAGCGACAGAUGUGAAGAGGUGAUGACAACGUACAAACCAAACUCAUCAAAACGUUGCAUUGUCAUGGACAUGAUUGAGUUUCUUCCAGACUCCUUUAAACAUCUUCUAGACACUUGCAUAAAGGAAUCAGAGGAAGAUGUUAACAGCACCAAUUACUAUAUUGAGUACAAUUUCAGGUGGCUUCAGCAUCCACUGCAAAACCUUAAAAAGACAGGCAUGGAAAAAGACAACACCUACAAACCUCUCAGUGCACUGAAUGCUAUGGUGAAUUUUAAUCGUGUCAGUUUGCUGACACAUCCAGUCUGCAAGAAAUAUUUGGAGAUGAAAUGGAAUGCCUAUGGGGUCAAAGCACAUCUGCUCAAUAUGACGGUGUAUGCGCUGGGGGUGUUUCCUCUAACAUAUCUCAUUGUGAAUCUGAAGCCCACACUGGUCACUGCAAGGAAUGUCACAUCAGUCAACAUGGUCUGCACGUCCCUGUACAAGCAAUCCUAUAUAAUCACAGCAUGUAUGUUCCUGGUUCUUGCAAUGAAUAUGUAUGCAGUUGGGAAAGAGAUCCUGCAAAUAAUUCAACAGCGGGUGCAUUAUUUGCGGGAUCUGUCUAACUACAUGGACUGGGGCGCUGCGAUCUGUUCUCUGGUGUUCGUGGUGCCGCUACUGCUAAACGUGAAGAGUUCCUGGCACUGGCAGGCUGGAGCACUGGCAGCUUUGGCCUCCUGGCUGAAUCUCCUCCUCUAUCUCCAGCGGUUUGAACGGAUCGGUAUUUAUGUGGUAAUGUUUCGGGAGAUCUCACGGACACUGCUGAGCAUUAUUUUGCUGUUCUUUUACUUGAUAUUGGGAUUUGCAUUGGCCUUCUAUGCCUUGAUGAUCGAACAGCAACAUUUCGGGAGGAUGUUCCUGUCACUGCUGCAGACCUUUGUCAUGAUGGUAGGAGAAAUCAACUACCAGGAGAAUUUCUUGAAACCCUUCCUGCAAGGAGACCUUCCUUUCCCCCUUUUGACAUUGGCAAUCUUCGUUUGGUUUGUCUUACUUGUGCCUAUUCUUCUCAUGAACCUUCUGAUUGGUUUGGCUGUCGGUGACAUAGCAGAGGUUCAGACAAAUGCAUGUUUAAAGAGGAUUGCAAUGCAGAUUGAACUUCACACUAAUCUGGAGGAGAGGCUUCCCUAUUGGUUUAUGAAACGGGUGGACCAGGUCACCAUCAAAGAAUUCCCAAACAGAUGCUUCAAUGGAAAGAAAAGAUGGGUUUUCUGUUGGAACGAGGUGAGGAAGUCCAGGACCCGUCUCAGUCCUACCAUCUACCAGUUAACUCCACUGGAACGGGAGCUAACCAAACAGAAAUACAGGAUGAAGGAGAUGUCAGAGUCCAUGGAAAAGCAACACAACCUGCUAAAGCUUAUAGUGCAGAAGAUGGAGAUCAGCUCAGAGGCAGAGGAACAUGACGGACCCCCAGUCUUUCAAGAACUGAAAGAGAAACUCCUCAGUAGGAGCAAAUGGGGUCCACUGCUCAGAGCAGUGACCGCCAGAAAGAAGGGAGUCUGCAAAUUCAUGAAAACGUCAUGAACAAGCCAUUGUUUUAACAGAGUUGUUGUAUUUA